Messenger RNA from Phyllotreta striolata, 1250 nucleotides. The record is from the annotation of a GenBank genome assembly. NCBI's taxonomy places the organism in Eukaryota, Metazoa, Arthropoda, Insecta, Coleoptera, Chrysomelidae.
CUACACUCAAUGAACAAUGUUAUACGUGUUGAAGAAUUACAAUUUGAACUAUAGUAUUGUCUCAAAGGUACCACUUCAUUUCCGAAGUUUGUGUUCUUUGUUGCAGAAAAAAAAUAAUCGACCAUUAGUCGACAUAUCAGUCGAAGAAGGACCCCUACGGUCGGUAUAUCCUGCCAUCCGCGAAGAAAUCAUAGAAGAACAUUUAGUUCUAAAGGGUAAUUCUGAACUGAGAGAUCGAUGCGAGAAACUUCUCGAUUACAACACUAAUGUGGAAACACCAUUCUUAUCUGCUUCUCUUAUAUUUCUUCAUACUUACAAAUUAUUGGAGAAACCAUCCUUGCUAAACCACGAGAACUUAAAAAAAGCGUACAUUUUGGCAUGGUGUCACAAAUUGAUACAUUCGGCGAUAAACAUAAAUGAUGAUAUCAUUGAUAGAUCGAACAUUCGAUAUAAUAAAACAACUUGGUAUCAAUUACCCGAUGUCGGAAAAGAUGCUGCUAUAGUUGAUGCAGCGUUUCUGCUCAAUGGUGCUAUUUUUCUGCUUCAAAAUCACUUACGAUGCCUUCCUCAUCAGUAUAUCAUGCAGAAACAUUUUUUAAGAGCCCACGCCAUAAUGAAUUUAAGUAACAUUCCAGAAUUAAAAAAAAUCAAAAUAAAUGAGGGGGACAAACAUCAACUUGAUAUCAAAUUUUAUAGCUACAAUGUAAUUUCUACUGCGAUGUUUUUGGCCAAUGUUACCGAUGGAUAUUUGCAUGAAGUUUGUGAAGAAAUUUGUAACGACCUUUCACGCUUUAUAAGGAUAGAAGAUGAUGUUGUUGACCUUUAUGAUUCUGAAGGUAAUAUUCGAAAGACAUCAUGUACCGAUAUUUCUUUGGGAAGGCCCUCUUGGUUGACAAUGGAAGCUUACAAAAAAGGCAGUGCUGUGCAGAAGAAAAUUUUAGAGGAAAAUUUUGGUAAAAAUAAUGAAGAGUCUACCGAAAAAAUAUAUUCAAUUUUUGAGGAUUUGCAAUUACUAGACGUAUAUAAAAAGUUGAGCGACGAAUUUUAUGAACAAGAAAUAUACAAAAUCCAAAAGAAAUUACCGAAAUCAAAAAUGCAAGAUGCAUUGUUAGAUUUGUUGACUCUAGUAGUGAAUCAUAAGUGCAUGUAAUAACUGUAAUAAGUAUUAUUAUUGUUAUGUUCUGAUAAAAUACAUAUAACAAAGAAGUGAAUAAAGAUUUCGUACUUAAAAAUAAAUAAUUAUUCCUGAA